AUGGGUCGGGUCUCGUUCGCCGAAGAUACAAAGUUGCCCCAGGAGACCCAGAUUGAAGAAGAGCAGACUUCAGUGUUUGCUUAUCAGGAUGGCCCGGAGAACAAGUCCUGGGCGGGUGCGCUGCCCUUGAAGCAGGGUCUCUACGACCCAGAGCUAGAGAAGGAUGCUUGUGGUGUCGGUUUUGCUGCCCAUAUCAAGGGCAAAGCUAGCCACAAGAUCGUCUCUGACGCACGGUCAUUGCUAUGCAACAUGACCCAUCGAGGAGCCGUUGGCUCCGACGCAAGAGAUGGUGACGGUGCAGGUGUAAUGACCUCCAUCCCCCACCGAUUCUUCCUCAAGGAGUUUGAGCGUGAACAAGGCUACAAGCUGCCCAAGCUUGGCCAGUACGCUACUGGCAACCUGUUCUUCAAGCCGGACCCUAGCAUCUUGGAUGAGACCAAGACCAUGUUUGAGGAUGUUGCAGACCAGCUGGACCUGAGGGUGCUUGGAUGGCGAACAGUGCCGCGCGAUUCAACACUUCUUGGACCCGCGGCCUUGUCACGAGAGCCCAUUAUCCUCCAGCCAUUCGUUGUUCUGAAAACUGCCUACGGUGAUGGUCGGGAGCCAAAGGCUGAUUUCCAGCAAAAGUACGACAACGCAUACUUUGAGCGACAGCUCUAUGUCAUGCGAAAGCGGGCUACACACGUCAUUGGCCUACACAACUGGUUCUACAUUUGCUCACUGAGCAACAAGAACAUUGUCUACAAGGGACAGCUUUCUCCAGUUCAGGUCUAUGAAUACUACCAUGAUCUGCUCAACGUUGAUUACGAGGGUCACUUUGCCUUGGUGCACUCGCGCUUCUCGACCAACACAUUCCCCAGUUGGGACCGUGCGCAGCCUCUGCGAUGGGCGGCUCACAACGGUGAAAUUAACACCCUACGAGGAAACAAGAACUGGAUGCGAGCCCGUGAGGGUGUCAUGAAGUCUAGCCUCUUUGGUGAGGAACUCGAUCUUCUCUACCCAAUCGUCGAGGACGGAGGCUCCGAUUCUGCGGCUUUUGACAACGUCCUUGAGCUGUUGACUAUCAACGGCGUUCUGUCUCUCCCAGAAGCAGUCAUGCUCAUGGUCCCAGAAGCAUGGCAGGGCAACAAUACCAUGGAUCCCGCCAAAGCGGCCUUUUACGAAUGGGCUGCUUGUAUGAUGGAGCCUUGGGAUGGUCCUGCACUCUUCACUUUCUCCGACGGACGGUACUGCGGUGCCAACCUCGACCGAAACGGUCUACGUCCUUGCCGUUACUACAUCACUGAUGACGACCGCAUUGUCUGCGCGUCCGAAGUCGGCACCAUCUCUAUCGAGCCUGAGCGAGUUGUUCAAAAGGGCCGUCUCCAGCCCGGUAGGAUGUUGCUUGUCGAUACUGUCGCUGGUCGAAUUGUCGAUGACGCUGAGCUGAAGAAGUCCGUCGCGGAGCGUAACGAUUUCCGCAGAUGGAUCGAGAAGAACCUUUUGACUCUUCCCAAGAUUGUUCAGUCCGUCGGCGAAAAGGGUAUCGAUCUUUCUCACUCACUCACUGAGACUAAGCUUCACGAAGACCCUCGUCUACGAGCAUUCGGUUAUUCUCUCGAGCAAGUCAGCUUGCUUCUCGGACCCAUGGCCGCCGACUCCAAGGAGGCUCUUGGAUCCAUGGGUAACGAUGCUCCCCUUGCUUGCUUGGCAACACAGCCUCGUCUGUUGUAUGAGUACUUCCGUCAGCUUUUUGCUCAGGUCACCAACCCUCCUAUUGACCCUAUCCGUGAGGCUAUUGUCAUGUCUCUCGAGGCCUAUGUUGGUCCCCAGGGCAACCUCCUAGAGAUGGAUGAGUCGCAGUGUGGUCGUCUGCUUUUGCCGUCCCCAAUUCUUACUCUUGAGGAGUUCAAGGCAAUGACCAAUGCCCACACCCUCUAUCGCGAGUGGACCGUCAAGAGCAUCGACAUCACCUUCCCCAAGAGCGAGGGUAUCGAGGGAUACAUGAAUGCUCUGGACCGUAUCUGUGAAGCGGCCACAGAGGGCAUCCAGGCAGGCGACAACAUUCUCGUCUUGACCGAUCGUGCAACAUCUGUCGACCGCGUUGCCGUAUCUGCUUGCUUGGCUACUGGUAUGGUUCACCACCACCUUGUCCGCAACAAGUGGCGGUCCAGUGCAGCUCUCGUUGUUGAGACUGGCGAGGCUCGCGAGGUUCACCACAUGUGUGUCCUUGUCGGAUACGGUGCUGAUGCUGUCUGCCCCUACCUUGCCAUUGAGUGUAUCCUGAAGAUGCACCGUGAGGGCAUCAUUCGCAAGAACUUGACACCUGAACAGCUCAUUCAGAACUACAAGCACUCCUGUGAUGGUGGUAUUUUGAAGGUCAUGAGUAAGAUGGGUAUCUCGACGCUCCAAUCUUACAAGGGCGCCCAGAUUUUCGAGGCUCUUGGUCUUGACGACUCUGUUGUCGACCGCUGCUUCACUGGCACUGCAUCGCGUAUCAAGGGUAUGACCUUUGAGCUUAUCGCAGCAGAUGCAUUUGCUCUCCACGAGAAGGGCUACCCAUCACGCCCUAUUGUAGAGGUACCUGGUCUUUCUGAGACUGGUGAGUACCACUGGCGUGAUGGAGGCGAGCCUCACGUCAACGACCCUACUGCCAUGGCCAACCUCCAAGACGCUGUUCGCACCAAGAAUGACAAGUCGUAUGAGGCUUACUCUAUCGCCGAGUAUGAGCGUAUCAAGGACUGUACCCUUCGUGGUCUUCUUGAUUUCAACUUCGAUGACCGCGCUCCUAUCCCCAUCGACCAAGUCGAGCCAUGGACCGACAUUGUUCGCCGCUUCGUCACCGGUGCCAUGUCCUACGGAUCCAUCUCUAUGGAGUCACAUUCAACUCUCGCCGUCGCCAUGAACCGUCUUGGUGGAAAGUCAAACACUGGAGAGGGUGGUGAAGAUCCUGAGCGCAGCUUGCGCAUGGAGAACGGCGAUACUAUGCGCUCCGCCAUCAAGCAGAUUGCUUCUGGACGUUUCGGUGUUACAUCUAAUUACCUCGCAGAUGCUGAUGAGCUCCAAAUCAAGAUGGCACAAGGUGCUAAGCCUGGUGAAGGUGGUGAACUUCCUGGCCACAAGGUCUCUGGUUCCAUUGCUAAGACUCGUCACUCUACCCCUGGUGUCGGUCUUAUUAGUCCUCCUCCCCACCACGACAUUUACUCCAUUGAGGAUCUUAAGCAACUGAUCUACGACCUGAAGUGUUCUAACCCUCGCGCUCGUGUCUCAGUCAAGCUCGUCUCCGAGACCGGCGUUGGUAUCGUCGCUUCCGGUGUUGCCAAGGCGAAGGCUGACCACAUCCUCAUCUCCGGUCACGAUGGUGGUACCGGUGCCUCUCGAUGGACUGGUAUCAAGUACGCUGGUCUUCCAUGGGAGCUGGGUCUUGCAGAGACUCAUCAGACACUUGUUCUCAACGAUCUUCGUGGUCGUGUCAUUGUCCAGACUGACGGUCAAAUCAAGACUGGUCGUGACGUCGCUAUCGCAUGUUUGCUUGGAGCCGAAGAAUGGGGCUUUGCUACAACUCCCCUGAUCGCCAUGGGCUGCAUCUUCAUGAGAAAAUGCCAUUUGAACACGUGUCCUGUAGGUAUUGCUACUCAGGAUCCUGAGCUCAGGAAGAAGUUUGCUGGUACGCCCGAGCACGUCAUUAACUUCUUCUACUACGUUGCCAAUGAGCUCCGUGCAAUUAUGGCUAAGCUUGGCUUCCGUACUAUCAACGACAUGGUUGGUCGUUGCGAGUUCCUCCGUAUCCGCGACGAUCUCCGCACUGCUAAGACGGAAAACAUUGAUCUUUCGCUCAUCCUAACUCCCGCACAUACUCUCCGCCCUGGUGUUGCUACAUUCAACGUCCGCAAGCAGGACCACCGACUACACGUUCGUCUAGACAACAAACUGAUUGCUGAGUCUGAACUUGCUCUGGAGAAGGGUCUCCCUGCCCGUAUUGAGUGCGAUGUCGUCAACACUGACCGUGCUCUUGGCGCUACCCUUUCCUACCAUAUCAGCAAGCGCUAUGGUGAGGCUGGUCUGCCCUCAGAUACCAUUCACGUCAACAUUCGUGGAUCUGCUGGACAGUCUUUUGGUGCUUAUCUCGCACCUGGUGUUACUCUUGAACUCGAGGGUGACGCUAAUGACUACGUUGGCAAGGGUUUGUCUGGAGGUCGUUUGAUCAUCUACCCUCCUCGCAACGCCGUAUACCGUGCCGAGGAGAAUGUCCUGAUCGGAAACGUCUGCUUAUACGGUGCCACUCAAGGUACUUGCUUCUUCCGUGGUAUCGCUGCCGAGCGCUUCUGCGUUCGUAACUCGGGUGCCACGGCCGUCGUUGAGGGUGUCGGUGAUCACGGCUGCGAGUACAUGACGGGUGGCCGUGUCCUUGUUCUCGGAUCGACGGGCCGUAACUUCGCUGCUGGUAUGUCUGGUGGUAUUGCUUACGUUCUGGAUAUCCACAAGGACUUUGAGCAGAAGGUUAAUCAAGAGAUGGUCGAGCUGUCUCCAAUUGAGGAGCCAGAGGAGAUUGCAUUUGUGCGGGGCCUUAUUGAGGACCACCACCACUACACCGGAUCUGAGCUUGCCGCACGCAUUCUUCUCGAUUUCACCCGCGCUCUAUCGCGCUUUGUCAAAGUCAUGCCCAUUGACUACAAGCGUGUUCUCUUGGAGGAGAAGGCCAGGCUUGCUGAGGAGAAGAGGAACAAGUAUCCUCUUCCUCUACUCGCCGGCAACGCCGUCCGCAACGCCCAUGAAGAGUCUCGCACCAAGGAGGCUGAGGCUGAGGCCAAGGAGAAGAAGAAGAGCAGCGGCUUGCUUGACAUUGAGGAGAGUGUGACUGAUGCAAAGGCCGAAAAGAAGAAGGCUCUUGUCCUCGACAAGACACGCGGCUUCAUGAAAUACCAGCGUCGCUCUGAGAAGUACCGCAACCCCAAGACCCGAACUCGUGAUUGGGCCGAACUGAGUCAGCGUCUCAACGAAGAUGAACUCAAAUACCAGACUGCCCGCUGCAUGGAUUGUGGUGUACCUUUCUGCCAGUCUGACACCGGUUGUCCGAUCUCCAAUAUCAUUCCUAAAUGGAACGAAUUGGUGUUCCGUUCGCAAUGGCGUGACGCUCUCAACCGUCUGCUCAUGACCAACAACUUCCCAGAGUUCACUGGUCGUGUUUGUCCCGCACCCUGCGAGGGAGCGUGUGUUCUUGGCAUCAACGAGGAUCCUGUAGGCAUCAAGUCAAUCGAAUGCGCUAUCAUUGACCGCGGCUUCGAGAAGGGCUGGAUGGUCCCUACGCCACCUCAGGUCCGCUCUGGCAAGACUGUUGCCAUUAUCGGUUCCGGUCCUGCUGGUAUGGCCUGUGCCGAUCAGCUCAACAAGGCUGGCCACCUUGUCACAGUCUUUGAGCGUGCUGACCGUGUUGGUGGUCUCCUCAUGUACGGCAUUCCCAACAUGAAGCUCGACAAGAAGGUUGUGCAGCGUCGUGUUGACUUCAUGGCUGCUGAGGGUGUCAACUUCAAGACCGGCGUUACCGUUGGAGAGGAAGGUCAUCCCAACCUUGAGAGGCUGCGCAAAGACUUUGACGCAGUCGUAUUUGCCACGGGUGCCACUGUAGCUCGCGACUUGCCCAUCCCCAACCGCAAUUUGGAGGGCAUUCACUUCGCUAUGCAAUUCUUGCACAAGAACACCAAGUCUCUUCUCGACUCUGAGUUGGCUGAUAACGCCUACAUCUCGGCCAAAGACAAGCACGUUGUUGUCAUUGGUGGUGGUGACACCGGUAAUGACUGCAUUGGUACCUCUGUUCGCCAUGGUGCCAAGUCUGUCGUAAACUUUGAGCUGCUGCCUCAGCCCCCACCAGAGCGUGCCCGCGACAACCCAUGGCCUCAGUGGCCCCGUAUCUUCCGUACUGAUUACGGUCACAACGAAGUCAAGACUCACAUGGGCAAGGAUCCUCGUGAAUACUGUGUCAUGUCCAAGGAAUUUGUUGACGACGGCAACGGCAAGGUCAAGGGCAUCAACACUAUUCGUGUCGCAUGGACCAAGUCUUCUUCCGGUGGCUGGGACAUGAAGCAAGUUGACGGCAGUGAGCAGUUCUUCCCCGCAGACCUCGUUUUGCUUUCUAUGGGUUUCUUGGGCCCUGAGCAACGCGUCAUGAGCGACAUUGUCGAGCUUGAUGGCCGCAAGAACAUCAAAACACCCCCAGGUCACUACAACACCAACCUUCCUGGCGUCUUCGCUGCUGGUGACUGCCGUCGCGGCCAGUCACUCAUCGUUUGGGGUAUCAACGAGGGCCGCCAAUGCGCUCGCGACGUUGAUUCUUUCCUCAACGGAUACGGCUCUUCGCUGCCCGUCACUGGUGGUAUUGUUCAGCGUCCGCCCUACGAGGCUGUGCUGAAAGCCGGCCACGGCCAUGCGGAGAAGCUGGCUGCUGUCGCCGCUUAG
Messenger RNA from Bipolaris oryzae ATCC 44560, 6432 nucleotides. RefSeq lists its product as uncharacterized. Lineage: Eukaryota; Fungi; Ascomycota; Dothideomycetes; Pleosporales; Pleosporaceae. The transcript has 3 exons. The record is from RefSeq and is a predicted model, not a curated record. The coding region runs from base 1 to 6432 and encodes 2143 amino acids. Gene Ontology annotation, molecular function: FMN binding; iron ion binding; glutamate synthase (NADH) activity.